GUCUGUAACGAGUGCCGUUUCACGCACGAUCGCUCAUUUUUAUACAACACAUAUAUACAUAUAUAUAACAUAAAGUCGAUAACGAUCACAAGUUUCAAAUCGAAAUAUUCAGUUUUGGAUCGUCUUGUGCAGAAAGAAGAAUAUUACAUCUUUAUAGCUCGAGGGUGCAAGUUCAAUUCCAUUUUUCGUCAAUAUAUAGAUAUAUAUUUUUCAAGAGAGGUGCGCGCGUGUAAACGAAGUGAUAUUCUAGGCGCGAGCACGUUCGUUAGUCGAUCGUUGUGGAUAAAAACUAUCCACGGUUAGUUACACCGUUCCGCGUUUCCAAUCAGGAGAAACCCUGGAAAGAAUGAGGAUCUCGAAUCUGGAGACGGAAGCAAGGAUAACCAAGUGGUACACAAUCGAUAGCAGUAAAUUUCGAGAGGAUAUAUUGAAAUUAUGGAUUCCUUUAGGAUCGGGACAGGAGAAAAAUCAACCAGACCAAGCUGCCCAAGAAUUUCUUUCGAGGUCCAUUGAAAGAUCUAAUUCUCUCCUUCUACAAGCAUGGCACUAUCUGGCCCGUUCCAUCUUGUCUUCUUUCAUCAGUCGAACUUCUAUCAAUGGACUCUUGGGCCGAGGAUCAAUGCACGUAUUCUCGAGGGACCAAUUUCAAAAAUUGAUAGAAGUAGGCAAUUAUAAGGGACCAUGGAAUUCUCUCUUAGACUUAGGAGCUGGUGAUGGAGCAAUAACAGCCAAUAUAGCUCAACUCUUUGAGAAAGUAUACACCACUGAUAUAUCCGCACCGAUGCGAUGGGCCUUACAAAAACGAAAGUACAUAGUUUUAGAUGUGGAGAAAUGGCCCGAUAGUAAUGGACCAUUUGAUGUGAUUCUUGCUCUAAAUUUAUUGGAUCGUUGUGAUAAGCCUAAUACAUUGCUGAGACAAUUGAAAUCAUCAUUGUCACCUGGUGGCCGAUUAAUAAUUGCCUUGGUGUUACCAUUCAGUCCCUAUGUGGAGGUUGGAGGUCGUGGCGAUCACAAACCAUCGGAAUAUUUACCAAUAAAAGGCUCUGGAAUUGAUGGACAAAUUGCCAGUUUAAUUGAUCGUGUUUUUUCACCAUUGGGAUUAAAUUGUCUUGCAUGGAGUAAAUUACCUUAUCUCUGCGAAGGAGAUUUGGCCCAAGCCUAUUAUUUUCUCAACGAUUAUAUUUUUGUUCUAGAAGCUCAAGAAAAUGACGCCUAAAUUAAAGAAGAAUGAAAUAAAACGCAGUGUCACGCUUGUUAAAAGGUUUUAAUUAUUAUUUUUUUGAAUUAAAUGACGCGUGAAUACAGAAGAGCAAUACUGACAAGCGACGACGAGUUAGUGUAUAGUUAUAGCGACAGCAUUGGUGAACAUUAUGUUUCGUGAGUAUAAGUGGAUCAAUUACUAACAUUGCAUUUAUCCGUUUUACAUUUAACAUCAUUUAGAAUUCAUUCAAUGACACAAACGAAGAGUAAUUUAUUUUUUAUUAAAACACAUGUUAUACAUUCAUGUGAGUAAAAAUAUUCAAAGAAAAAUUUUUUUCAGUUUAAA
Molecule: messenger RNA, 1546 nt
Organism: Leptopilina heterotoma
Lineage: Eukaryota; Metazoa; Arthropoda; Insecta; Hymenoptera; Figitidae
Product: protein-L-histidine N-pros-methyltransferase
Exons: 5
Coding region: 347-1216 (289 amino acids)
Molecular function (GO): protein-L-histidine N-pros-methyltransferase activity
Source: RefSeq, a predicted model, not a curated record